This is a messenger RNA of Cylicostephanus goldi, 237 nucleotides long. Lineage: Eukaryota; Metazoa; Nematoda; Chromadorea; Rhabditida; Strongylidae. The record is from the annotation of a GenBank genome assembly.
GAUGGCUUCGAGCCAAGAAGACCAACAUCAAGUGCACGAACAUCAUCGAUACGUGAUGAACAUACUGGUAGAAUGGUUACGGUAGUUCGAGGUGAUGACGAUGAGUUCGAUGAUGGAACUUUGACCCGAAGGGACGUCGACAAAUGGAGGGAGCAAAGAAGAACCCCGUCUGACCGUGUUCAUCAAACGUCGAAUAAUGUCACGAUAAUUACGCUUGGCGAUGAUUCGGUUAUAUAG